AUGCCUGGCGUCGUCGAUGGGCGCUCGAGAAAGCGCCAUAUCCCAGGCGUUCUAAGAGAGGAUUCUGACGACGAGCUGGGAACAGAAGACCUUCCGUGGGAAUGGAUUUAUGCCAACGAGCCAGACACUGAGGAAAACAAUGGGAGGAAACGAAAACGAGCUACGUGGCAAGAUGGCCAGAUUAUUGGCGCUCGUAAUGGCAAUUUCGAGUGCUAUUUGGGAGACACGACGCUGCUGAAGGCCGAUAGCUCCAACGAAGCCUGGGUUGGCAUAAUAUGCGAGUUCCAGGAGGACGAGGAGGGCGAGAUGGCCGCCAACUUCAUGUGGUUCUCGUCGCCAAACGAGAUUCGCAGCGCAAAGAAGAGGACGGAUUAUGUGGAGCUCUACAUCACCACCUCGUUCGAUGUCAACGCCUUGUCGACCAUCAAUGGCAAGGCCCAUGUUAUGUCGCAGCAAGCCUUCGUGAACAAAUUCCCAACAGGCAAAGUGCCACGCAAAUCCAAGGAGUAUGGAAAAGUAUUUGUUUGCCGAAGGGGCUGCAACACCAGAACAUGCACCUACACCGAGGAGUUCAUCUGGGAGGAUAUCUACCACGGCAGGGAAGACCUCGAGGCUCUCCAGGAGCGGCUUCAGAAGGAGACCAAGGCAACUCGGAAAAAGAAGCCCGCGAAAGACGAAUCCCCCGAGCGAGACUACAAGUUUGAGGCCGACCCAGAAGCAGAUGGAGAAUAUGCCCCUGGCGUCUACCGCACCCCAAAGAAGGCUCGUACCAGGGACGCCGUCACCCCCAGCAGCCGGCACAAAAAGACAGGCAACAAACCGGCAACCCCCUCCUCCCACCGCCGCAUCGUCGUCAAAAAGCACCUUGAAUUCACACCCCUAGCCACCCGAGUCCUCUCUCCUAUGCACGUUCACGCCUCCCCAUAUCAGGUAGCCCGCACCCAGCUCCACGUCGCUUCAGUUCCCACCAGUCUACCAUGUCGCGAAUCCGAGUUCAGUCUCGUCUAUUCGCACCUCGAAGCUGCCAUCACCGACGGCUCUGGAACCUGCAUCUACAUCUCUGGUACUCCGGGUACAGGCAAAACCGCCACCGUGCGCGAGGUAGUUUCCCACCUCGAUGCCGCCGUUCGCGCCGACGAGCUCGAUGACUUUAUCUUUGUCGAGAUCAACGGCAUGAAAAUCACCGACCCCCAUCAAUCUUACGCCUUGCUGUGGGAAGCCCUCAAAGGCCAGCGCGUUUCCCCGGCCCAAGCCCUCGACCUUCUGGAGCGAGAAUUCAGCCACCCCUCCCCCCGUCGUGUGCCCUGCGUGGUGUUGAUGGACGAACUCGACCAGCUGGUGACCAAAAACCAGGGCGUCAUGUACAACUUUUUCAACUGGCCCGGCCUCCGCCACUCCAGGCUCAUCGUCCUGGCGGUAGCCAACACGAUGGACUUGCCCGAACGAACCCUCUCCAACAAAAUCAGCUCCCGUCUUGGUUUGACGCGUAUCACGUUCCCGGGGUACAACCACGAACAGCUCAUGCGUAUCGUCCAGUCUCGCCUGGAAGGUGUCCCAGGUGACAUCGUGGACCCGGAUGCAAUCCAAUUCGCGGCGAGGAAGGUAGCUGCCGUCAGCGGUGACGCCCGCCGGGCUCUGGAUAUCUGUCGACGAGCGGUCGAACUGGCGGAAGCAGACGCGAAAGUUAAUGACCUUUCCGACGAUGCCACGCCAAAUACGCCGACGAAAACCCCCGCGAGGAAGAAGGACGAAUCGCCCCAGAAAAAGAAGAAGAGUUCUGCUGGGAGGGUAACGAUCGAGACUGUGCGAAGAGCUAUCAACGAGGCCACUUCCAACCCGCUGCAGCAAUACCUCCGCUCUUUGCCCUUUGCCUCGAAACUUUUGUUGACGGCGCUGUGCUUACGGAUUCAGAGGACGGGGUUGGCGGAGAGUACGUUUGGGGAUGUGCUCGAGGAGAUGCAGCGGAUGCUCAAGCUGACGGUCAAUGAGUCUCGGCCGUUGAAGUUAUUGGAGAAAAGGGCUACAGGGCAGAAGGGGGAAGGGGCAGACGAUGGAACAGGGUUGAUGAUUACAAAGGCGAAGCAGACGGGGCAGUUGAUCAGACCGGCUGGGUUGGGUUCUGCUGCUGUUGAUCUUACCGGGGCCGGGAUUAUCAAUCUGGAAGGGCAGAGGCCGGAGAGGCCGAGCAAAAUGAGGCUGGCGGUGGGGGAUGAAGAGGUUAGGUUGGCGUUUAGGGAUGAUCCUGAGAUUAAAGGGGUGGGUGUGAUGCUUUAA
Podospora anserina S mat+ is the source of this 2274-nucleotide messenger RNA. RefSeq lists its product as uncharacterized. NCBI's taxonomy places the organism in Eukaryota, Fungi, Ascomycota, Sordariomycetes, Sordariales, Podosporaceae. Bases 1 to 2274 code for a protein of 757 amino acids. Gene Ontology annotation, molecular function: chromatin binding; ATP binding; DNA replication origin binding. The record is from RefSeq and is a predicted model, not a curated record. Gene Ontology annotation, biological process: mitotic DNA replication checkpoint signaling; DNA replication initiation. The transcript is spliced from 2 exons. Gene Ontology annotation, cellular component: nuclear origin of replication recognition complex.